GCUGUGGUGCGGGCGUUGAUCUACUCUCAACGAGGACUCGAACAGUGGAUGUCGCUGCUUGUCGACUAGCUUUGUGCUUCACUCCUUCACCGUACCUUGCUGAUUCUUCUUUCCAUUUUCUUGAGAUUUUUCGAUUUGGCCUCGUAUCAUGGCAGACAAUAAACUUUACGAAGUACUACGGGUAUCAAGGAACGCUGGCGACGCAGAAAUCAAAAAGUCUUAUAGAAAAUUGGCAAAGGAGUUUCACCCUGACAAGAACCCGGAAGCUGGUGAUAAAUUCAAGGAAAUUUCAUUCGCUUAUGAAGUUCUCUCCGAUCCCAAAAAACGUCAAAUAUAUGACAAGCAUGGGUUGAAAGGUGUACAAGAGGGCGGCAGUGACGGAUUUCAUGCCGAUGAUAUAUUUUCCCAGCUUUUUGGCGGUGGAGGAGGUUUGUUUGGAGGUUUGGGAGGUUUCGGCGGGGGAGGUUUGGGAGGUAGACGUAGACCCCGUCGGGGCGAAGAUACCGUUCAUCCGCUUAAGGUUACACUUGAAGACAUGUACAAUGGAAAAACGGCAAAACUACAGCUGAGCAAAAAUGUGUUGUGUGCAACUUGUGCUGGUGUGGGGGGAGCUGAGGGUGCGGUAUCAACUUGCAAACACUGUCGCGGUUAUGGCUACAAAGUUACGUACAAGCAGUUGGCACCGGGUAUGACGCAACAGCUCCAAGAGAGAUGCGCUCAGUGUCAGGCCACUGGUGAAAUAAUAAACGAGAAAGACAGGUGUAUCACUUGCGAAGGAAAGAAGACUGUUAACCAAACCAAGAUUCUCGAGGUACAUGUCGACAAGGGUAUGCGAGACUCGCAGAAAAUUCUCUUCAGAGGUGAAGGCGAUCAAGUGCCAGAUGUCCAGCCUGGUGAUGUUGUCAUAGUAUUGCAACAGAAGCCACAUGCGACCUUCGAAAGGUCAGGAAAUGAUUUGGUUAUGACUAAAAGCAUUGGGCUGGCCGAUGCCCUCUGUGGGGCUAGUUUCGUUGUCCGUCAUCUAGAUGGAAGAAAUUUACUCAUAAAACAUCCACGAGGCCAUGUUAUUCGCCCUGGUGAUGUCAAAGGGGUUGUUGGCGAAGGAAUGCCCCAUUACAGAAAUCCUUUUGAAAAAGGAAAUCUGUACAUCAACUUCGAAGUUACUUUCCCUAGUAAUCACUUUGCAUCUGAGAAAGUCUUUGCGGAAUUGAGGUCAAAACUCGAAUCAGGCCCAACCACUGUUGUGCCGCCAGAUGCCGAGGAAGUUGAUUUACAAGAGUUCGAUCCAUCGCAUCGUGAUGCUGCUGGUCGAUCAGGGGAAGCUUAUGCAUCUGACGAGGACGAGAUGCCUCAACAUUCCGGCGUGCAAUGUGCCCAUCAAUAAAAUUUCAAGAUAAUUAUUCCCGUCAGUUUCAGGAUAAUAUUAAAACCACUAGUAAAUAAUUGUGAAGCGAAUUAUGAUCGCUUCGUAUCCGUAUGACGACAAAGCCAACUGAUAUUUGCCAAAGUAUCGGUCGACUUGUCGGCUGACCUCGCAAAUAAGGAAUUGGAAGACAGCGGCGCGAUGUUAGUACAUACAUAUUUGUUUCCUUAAUUACUUCAAUCAAACGACAUAUUAGCUAGCUAAGGUCAGAGUUUAUAUUAAAAAAAAAAACAACACGGCCAGUUUGAUUGGCCAACAUAUUCGUGCACUUUUUUCUGUUUUAUGCUCAGUUUAGGUCAACGAACACCUCAAAUCAAGAGCAAAACAACCUGACUUUUCAGUUCCUGGUUCAUAAUGCAAGCACCAGUUUGAUAGUCAGACAAAGGUACCCAACACCUUGGAUCGCUGACGUAACAGUCCGUUGAACAUUGAUUUGGCCUAAAAUAACCUAACUCAAAAUACAAUCAAACAAUAUGAUUACAAUCUAAUUUAUAUAAACGAAAUCGCGUUUCUAUUUUCAAUUACAUUUUUUGAUUUGAUUUUUUGUUGUCGAAGUAAACUGUCUCGAGGUGAAUAGCAGUGAUGAAAAAUGAAGUUUUGCAAGAGACAGGGGACUACUCUGAGGUAGAUAAACUUUUAAGAAUCAUUGUUGGGCUAGGAUCAAAUAAAAAGAAAAAAUCAUCUGAGAGAUGAAUUAGAAAAAGAAAACUGUCAAUCGAAUACUCACAACUAUUUCAACAAUUAUUCCUUUUAUCCCCAAUGUAUGUAGGCUAUACAUAUGAAUCCGUUGAAUCUAAAUCAUCCCCUCAUAAAAAUGACUGGUGGCCGAUCUAUUUGUAUACUAUUCGUGUCAACUGCAGAAAAUUAAAUAAAUCGUGAGCCUUGAAUUUUGAUCGUCGCUGAA
Messenger RNA from Athalia rosae (coleseed sawfly), 2327 nucleotides. Its product is annotated as dnaJ homolog subfamily A member 2-like. NCBI's taxonomy places the organism in Eukaryota, Metazoa, Arthropoda, Insecta, Hymenoptera, Athaliidae. Bases 149 to 1384 code for a protein of 411 amino acids. Gene Ontology annotation, biological process: response to heat; protein refolding. Gene Ontology annotation, cellular component: cytosol; cytoplasm. The transcript has 7 exons. The record is from RefSeq and is a predicted model, not a curated record. Gene Ontology annotation, molecular function: ATP binding; Hsp70 protein binding.